Messenger RNA from Branchiostoma floridae (Florida lancelet), 635 nucleotides. Its product is annotated as 60S ribosomal protein L22-like. The record is from RefSeq and is a predicted model, not a curated record. Gene Ontology annotation, biological process: cytoplasmic translation. Gene Ontology annotation, molecular function: structural constituent of ribosome; RNA binding. Bases 120 to 518 code for a protein of 132 amino acids. Gene Ontology annotation, cellular component: ribosome. Lineage: Eukaryota; Metazoa; Chordata; Leptocardii; Amphioxiformes; Branchiostomatidae. The transcript has 4 exons.
CUAUAUUAAGUAUUGAUAGAAUUUUAAGUUAUCGGAUAUCUUCGGCAACCCGUCGGUACUUUCCGGUCACAAGGUCACCCCCCGCGAAGCCACGUUCGGUCUCUCUCCCACUGCCCAUCAUGGCGCCCGCCAAAGUGAAGACGAUGGCAGCCAAAGCAGGUAGCAAAGGCAAGAAGAAGAAGAUGUUGCUGAAGUUCACCAUCGACUGCACACAUCCGGUGGAGGAUGGCAUCAUGGAUGCAUCCAACUUCGAGUCGUUCCUGCACGACCGCAUCAAAGUCCAGGGGAAGACCGGCAACCUGGGAACUCAGGUCUCCAUCGAGCGCAACAAGAGCAAGAUCUCUGUUCAGUCAGAAAUCGCCUUCUCUAAAAGGUAUCUCAAGUACUUGACCAAGAAGUACUUGAAGAAGAACAACCUGCGUGACUGGUUGAGGGUGGUGGCGAGCACCAAGGAGCAGUACGAGCUCCGUUACUUCCAGAUCAACCAGGAUGAGGAGGAGGAGGAAGAUGAGGAUUGAGUACCGGGAGGCUGAGAUGAUCGCUCCGGUGCAGUGGGCAAGCCUGUGUGUACACACGUCAUGAAACAUACACUGUACUUGUACAUCCUCUGAGAGAUAUUAAAUGUCUCCAUUAUA